Messenger RNA from Papaver somniferum (opium poppy), 596 nucleotides. RefSeq lists its product as uncharacterized. The annotation marks the transcript as partial. The record is from RefSeq and is a predicted model, not a curated record. NCBI's taxonomy places the organism in Eukaryota, Viridiplantae, Streptophyta, Magnoliopsida, Ranunculales, Papaveraceae. The transcript has 2 exons.
ACAAUCAAAAACGCUAGUCAAUUCAAGAACAAGGGGCUGGAAGAUGCAGAGAAGUUGCAGAAUUUAUUUGAUGGGAAAUUUUCCACUGGAGCUAAUAGAGAUACGCCUGGAAGAUUGGAACCGCCUUGUUCAGCUGGAACUUCUAUAACUGCAGGGGUUUCAAAUAAUGGAUCUGAAUCUCGUACAAGUCAUGGAAAAGAAAAAAAUCAUGAGGAUGACAACGAGGUUGAUUCUAGUCUCAAUGCAAAGGGGAGUGGCAGGAAAAGGAAGAAGGAAAUGGAGGAAGAAUCAAGUGAUCUAUUAACUGAGAAAGUUUGUUCUAUUGUAACAUCGAUGGAGACUCAUCUUCAACAUAAGAAACUUGCUCUAGAAAAGGAUAGCGCAGCCGAAUUCAUGAAAGCUUUGGAUAAUUUACUUGAGACUGAUUGCAUCACAAUGGAUGAGUAUUUGAGCAUAACUCUAAAAGCUUCAGAGAUGCCUGGUUGGCAGAAAUUGUUUGUCAGUUUGAAAAGCGAUGAGCGUCGUGUUGCCUUUGUACACAAACUUUUAAAAGAACGUUGAGAAAUCUUGAAUACUCAUCCACUGAGAUGUUGAGA